This is a messenger RNA of Bursaphelenchus xylophilus (pine wood nematode), 6580 nucleotides long. Lineage: Eukaryota; Metazoa; Nematoda; Chromadorea; Rhabditida; Aphelenchoididae. The record is from the annotation of a GenBank genome assembly.
AUGGCUUCCGGCCUGGUGAAGCUGUAUUUCGGAUUGCCAGAGAAUAGUUGCCAGAACAAUUGGGGUGUCUCCAUCUGUUUUCUUCAAUUUCGGGCUUUUUUGGUAAGUUCUUCACAGUUUUUUGUCUGGUUUUAGGUUUGAAUGGAUGAAUCUCGAUGGGGAAAAGAAGUUAUUGUGAGGAAAUGGAUUAGAAAUGUGUUUUAUAGUUCUGGAAAGAGUUUUGGGUUCUUUUUGUGAGAAGUUUGGUUCGAUUUUUUAAUUUUUUUGGGGAAUUUGAUAUUUUGGACAUGGUGAAGGUAAAAAUUCUUUUGAAGGUCAAUUUUUCUUUGUGGAGACGGAUGGUAUAGCUGGAACAGAGUUUGUUAAUCGGUGUUAAAUCAUUUACCGGUUUGGUAGCGUUACCUGCCUAGUUCAGCUACCUAUUCGUCAGCUGCUGCAUAAAAUAAGGUUAUCUUAAAGUACUGAUUUUAAAAGUUUAAACAAUCAGUAUGAGCUGCUUAAUGAACUUCUAACCUUUAUAUUACAGCUAACCAAGACUGCCGGACUCCCUGUUUUUUGGUUUGAUCACGAGAAUUUGGCCGAAUUUGAAGUUAUCCGUGAGGCGGAGGAUCCGAAUCUCGACGAUCGGGUCUUUGUGCUCCCUGAAUUUUAUGGUCAAUGUUACGAAUAUCUGAAGACCAUUGAAGUAAAGUGAGCUCUUUUUCUUUUCAUUUUCUUUACGUUUAGGACGAUUUACCUGAAAUUUAAAUUAUUUUAGGAUAGUUUCCCCUCUGGUGAUCCUUCAGUGCUAUUUUUGGGAGCGGCAAUUGCCCAUGAGAAUGAACCCUACCUGGUCUACAAUUCUUUCCGGUCAUUAUAUCACUGUUUACGGGUUUAGAUUACAUGAAGAGAUAAGUUUUUACAAAAUUAUCUUUGAAUUUUGAAUUUUAAAACGCGUUUUACUACAAACCGUAGAUUGGCCCGGACAUUGUUGAGUCGAUGUCUCAGAACUCAACCAAAAUUGGUUUACCGAAUCACCAAUCGGUAUGGAGCAAUCGCUUGAUUUUUUUUUGCCCAUAGUCGUUAUAUGGUGGAUUACUGUAACUUUCUUUCUGAGAAAAGAGUUGCCUUUUCUGCAGAUAUGGUGCGGUAUUUUAGUGAGACCGAACCACCACUUUAUGUUUUCGACCAUGUAGAACAUUUUUGUAAUUAUGACCAAAAGAUCAGAAUUACAUCUAAGCAAUGUUUCGCCGGCGGUAACGUACCAUUUCGGGCAUAAAAUCGGCUACUGUAGCCAGAUGCAUUUUUAAAUACGGUAAAAAGAAACUUCAACCUUCAUCCAAUAACCCAUAAAAAUUUCAAAAAAAUCAAAUAUACAACUUUUGAGAAAAUGGGCAUUCAAUAUCUCAUGUACAAGGUCAUCUGGGCCCGAAAAAAUCUGGCAUUCUUGGGAUUCCAACGGGAUGCACUUUUUCAAAGUUUCUAAUACAUUCUGAGGCUGAUUAAAGAUGAUAUGGCAAGUUUCAGGAGAAAAAAAUAUACAACUUUCGAGAAAUUGACCAAAAUACCUUAUUUUAGGUCAUCAGAACGCCGAAAAAGUCUGGCAUUCUUGGGAUUCCAACGGGAUGCACUUUUUCAGAGUUUCUAAUACAUUCUGAGGCUGAUUAAAGAUGAUAUGGCAAGUUUCAGGAGAAAAAAUAUACAACUUUCGAGAAAUUGACCAAAAUACCUUAUUUUAGGUCAUCAGAACGCCGAAAAAGUCUGGCAUUCUUGGGAUUACAGGUUGUAGCACUUUUUGAUAGCCUCUAAUACAUUAUUAGCCUUGCAAACGAUGAUAAUGAAAAUUUCAGGCGAAAAAAAUGCACAACUUUCGAGAAAAUGACCAAAAGACCUUAUUUUAGGUCAUCAGAACCCCGAAAAAACUGGCAUUCUUGGGAUUUGAGGUUGUAGCACUUUUUGAUAGCCUCUAAUCUUUAAUCAGCCUCAGAAUGUAUUAGAAACUUUGAAAAAGUGCAUCCCGUUGGAAUCCCAAGAAUGCCAGACUUUUUCGGCGUUCUGAUGACCUAAAAUAAGGUAUUUUGGUCAAUUUCUCGAAAGUUGUAUAUUUUUUUCUCCUGAAACUUGCCAUAUCAUCUUUAUUCAGCCUCAGAAUGUAUUAGAAACUCUGAAAAAGUGCAUCCCGUGGGAAUCCCAAGAAUGCCAGACUUUUUCGGCGUUCUGAUGACCUAAAAUAAGGUAUUUUGGUCAAUUUCUCGAAAGUUGUAUAUUUUUUUCUCCUGAAAAUUGCCAUAUCAUCUUUAUUCAGCCUCAGAAUGUAUUAGAAACUCUGAAAAAGUGCAUCCCGUUGGAAACCUAAGAAUGCCAGACUUUUUCGGCGUUCUGAUGACCUAAAGUAAGGUAUUUUGGUCAAUUUCUCGAAAGUUGUAUAUUUUUUCUCCUGAAACUUGCCAUAUCAUCUUUAUUCAGCCUCAGAAUGUAUUAGAAACUCUGAAAAAGUGCAUCCCGUUGGAAUCCCAAGAAUGCCAGACUUUUUCGGCGUUCUGAUGACCUAAAAUAAGGUAUUUUGGUCAAUUUCUCGAAAGUUGUAUAUUUUUUUCUCCUGAAACUUGCCAUAUCAUCUUUAAUCAGCCUCAGAAUGUAUUAGAAACUUUGAAAAAGUGCAUCCCGUUGGAAUCCCAAGAAUGCCAGACUUUUUCGGCGUUCUGAUGACCUAAAAUAAGGUAUUUUGGUCAAUUUCUCGAAAGUUGUAUAUUUUUUUCUCCUGAAACUUGCCAUAUCAUCUUUAUUCAGCCUCAGAAUGUAUUAGAAACUCUGAAAAAGUGCAUCCCGUUGGAAUCCCAAGAAUGCCAGACUUUUUCGGCGUUCUGAUGACCUAAAAUAAGGUAUUUUGGUCAAUUUCUCGAAAGUUGUAUAUUUUUUUCUCCUGAAACUUGCCAUAUCAUCUUUAAUCAGCCUCAGAAUGUAUUAGAAACUUUGAAAAAGUGCAUCCCGUUGGAAUCCCAAGAAUGCCAGAUUUUUUCGGGCCCAGAUGACCUUGUACAUGAGAUAUUGAAUGCCCAUUUUCUCAAAAGUUGUAUAUUUGAUUUUUUUGAAAUUUUUAUGGGUUAUUGGAUGAAGGUUGAAGUUUCUUUUUGCCGUAUUUAAAAGUGCAUCUGGUUACAGUAGCCAAUUUUAUGCCCGAAAUGGUAUGUUACCGCAGGCGAAACAUUGCUUACAAGGAAAGUACUUUUAUGGGGGCUCCUACUUUUUGACGGGACAUAUCUCAAAAAAUCAGAAAAAAUGUGCUGAUCAAGGAUAUAUAAAUCUUAGCUGCCCAUUUUAGGUUUUUAUAGGUGAAAAUGCCCAAAAACUGGCUUAUUUUCCCUACAAAAGGUACAGGCAUUCGAAACGAUAAAAAGCGCAGUCGGUCUCUUCCUUCGGAAGAGAGCGGUGUGGCCGAGUGGCUAGGGCCGUAGUCUGGAAAUCAAGAGGGGGAACGCCGCACGGGUUCGAUUUCCCUUUUGGGCUGAAUCAACUUUUUUUGAAGUUGAUGGUCGGAAAAAUAAAUUUUUUGGCCAAGACAGAUUUAUUCCGUCUUAGAAACAAAAUAAACAUUAUUUUAAGCCAAAAUAAAAAUUGUAAACCUUUGAAAAAUUAAGCGAAAAGGGGUUUAUAUAGGACUUUAAAUCAACUUGCGAUGGAUUUUUCACCCCUAAAAACCUAAAAUGGGCAGCUAAGAUUUCUAUAUCCUUGAUCAGCAUAUUUUUUCUGAUUUUUUGAGAUAUGUCCCGUCAAAAAGUAGGAGCCCCCAUAAAAGUACUUUCCUUGUUAGAUGUAAUUUUGAGCUUUUGGCCAUAAUUACAAAAAUAUUCUGCGUGGUCGAAAACAUACACCAGAACUCGAUUUGUGCUAAAAUAGAGCUUCGUUUUCUUGAUUAGGCCAUAUCUUUUUUUAAAAAAAAUGUUACAGUAUGCCGUCAUACGGUAAUUUUGGGCAAAAAGAAAGAAAGCGAAUGUUUUACCUGCCAUGAUGAUCAAGUUGACCGAUUUUGGUUAAAUUCUGAGAUACCGAUUUUAACAAUGUCCGCCCUCUGUUAGGCUAAACUCCAAAGUGUGGCAAAACGCGUUUUAAGUAAUUUGAUGGGUGAAAUAUUUUCAGGAUGAAGUUCGAGCUAGAAUACUAAGGUUAGGAGGGUGUGUUCGACGGGUUUUGAAUGAGAAAACGUCAAUUUUGCUGGUGAAAGAAUUUGAUCAAAAUGAUGCCAUGGUUCAGGUAAUGAAAUUUAUUUUUUUCUAUUUUUAACUUUAGGGGGUUGUGUCAAAUAGUGGUUGAAAUGUCAUUUACUGCAAGAAAAAACGUCUUGAGGGUUAAAACUUUUCCUAAAUUUACCUAUAAUGCUAAUAAAUUUUAUGCCAAAGUUAAAAAUUAAGACUGAAAAAAUGCAAACCAAAAAUAAACUUUUUUUAAUGACGUAUUUUACAACCAAAUCUGCCUUUUCAGGAUGCUCUGGCCGAAAAUGUAAAUGUAGUUGGGGUCGGAUGGCUAGACGAGAUUUGGGACCGCGCACACACAAUCGAGAACGGGGAAAAUGAUUUCCUCUGCGAAGAAUUGUUCUCCGCAUUUCCACCGCCCGAGGAAAUCAAUGUCUUGCCGGGAAUUCCGGUCGAAGAUGCGAAAGUCAACAAAUGGGUGAAUAAUAUCACAAGUCAAGUGUCAAUAUCGACGGUUAGAGACAGUGAUACGACUGCAAAUCAGAGUGUAAGUACUCAGAUAUCAGUUUGGGGUGUUGGAUUGUUUGCUGGUGACAUUUUAUACGAUGAAACGUGUCUUUGGUUAUCAUACAUAUUUCAUCGUAUAAAAUGUCACCUUAGCAGGAGAAUGGAGAAACAUGUCUUAAACUUAAUAAACUUUGUUUUCAGAGUCAUUCCAAUAAUAAUAAAGAGAAUACGACACCACAAAACAGUGAAAACCAUCGAAAUUCGACGACGAAUCGUGAUGUUACGGUACCAACGAAGACCCCACAGACCUCUAAAAUAGCUCCUCAAGAUCUGAACAGAACCGUUGACUCUCUGGAUGAAGAGCUCAUCAUAGAUGAUGUUGUUAUGACUCAAGAUUUGAGUGGUGGAGCGCCAAGUGCGGUUACUGUAAUCAGAUGCACUCCUGAUUUGACUGACGUCCAGGAAGAAGUCGUCUUGGAUAACAGUGGAAAUGAAGUUUAUGAUGAUGAAGCGGAACGUCCGAAAAUUGACAUCAGCGCUGUAAAUAUUUCAUUCGAGUCGGACGGUAGGGAUUUUAUUACGUCUGUUAUUAGUUGUGAUAGAGUGGAGCCAGCGGAGACAUUUUAUACGAUGAAAUAUGCUUUUUUGUUGGGACACGUUUUAUUGUAUAAAGUGUCCCACAUGUCUUGGAAAAAAUUUUUAGUUGAACUUUAUUUUUUUAAUACUUAUUUUAAUGAUUUCGAACAUUUUAGCGGCAUUUUAUAUGAUUAAUAAUAAUGUAAAAAUCGGGUUAGUGUGCUCUUUUUUGGCCUAAAACUCGAUGAAACACCUGUAAUUUGUAAUGAAACUGAUAGAUUGUGAUUUUCAGCGCCUCUUCCCGAACCAACUGAGCGUGAAAUUAUUAGCGACACUCUGAAAUCGACCAGUAAACGGCUCGAAGAUUUCAUCUCCUCGCCAACUCAAAGAAGAUUGAACAAGUUGCUGGCCGAGACCGCGACUCAAGCCAUCAUCGUCCAUCAAGAUGAGAGAACGGACCAUGUUGGCGAUAUGGAAGCAGAGGAGAUUAGUGAAGUGGGAAUGGCGCAACACAACGAAGAAGAUGACGAAUUAUCGGAGGUUGAAAGUAUCGGCAGUGAUUAUCAGAGGUACCUAGAGAGAGGAGCGGAGUUCUCACCGUUGGCUAGUCCGGUAAGAAAUUUUUUAUUUAUAUUUGGAGUUGUUUUUGAGAGUGGUGACAUUUUAUACGAUGAAAAAAAAUUAAGAUGAAAAUUUUUCAUCGUAUGCAAUGUUGCUUAUCAAAAUGGUUCCGUUGGACUCUAGAUAGACACUCAAAAUACAUUUUUGCUCUUUGGUUCGGGUUGUGACAUUUUAUACGACGAAAUAUGCUUCCUAAUUGAAUAACAUUUUUCAUCGUAUAAAAUGUCUCCGAAUAACUUUUGUAAAUUUAAUUGUAGAAAUUAAUGAUCCCAAUUUCAGAUAGAGAAGGUUCCAUAUGAAAAGCGACACUUUGUAUAUACAGACAAGAAGCGAAAACGGGUUCGAAUUCCAUCACCUAAUGAUAGUAUAAUGUCCCCCGACUUUAACAAUGAAAAUGACAAUUUCUCGAGGUCCAAAUUGAAGGCCGAACCAUCCACCAGAUUGGCAACUGCUUUGGGGCCACCGAUCACGCGACGAUUUGGCCAUAAUAUUGUUUGGCAGGACAAGUAAGGAGAAUUUAGUCGAUUUUUGAUGUUGAAAGCAGUAUAAAACAAGUUUUUAUUCCUUUCAGAAUGUUCAACCCGAACCUAGAGAUGACCCAACAGCCCGUCCUCCCUCCCACCCAGUAUUCCCAGUUUCUGAGAGAUGUAAAUCAACGGAAAGAGCAAUUCGACAGUAUGAGGCAACAAUCAAACGGUCAUAAUUGA